AGCAAAUCGUGUUACGUGAUCAGUGAUCAGUGUUUAAUGGGUUGCUCGAGUAGCACGAGAAAUCAAUUCUUUGCGGCUUUAAGCGCCAAUUUGCUAACUCUGUCGUAUGGCGCCAGUUUCGGUUGGAUAUCUUCAAGCUAUCUGCAAUUGCAAGAUCCUCAGACUAGUCUUUUGACAUCGGGACCUUUCACAAAAGAUGAUCUCGGUUGGGUGACCUCAUCUCUCUCACCUGGCGGUCUCUUUGGAGUGCUAUUCUUUGGCUGGUUGGCCGAUAAAAUCGGACGUAAACGUUGCCUGCUCCUGAUGGCAGUGCCAAUUGUGCUGCACUGGCUGCUCAUUGCCACUGCCACGAAUCUCAUUCAGUUGUGUGUGGCUCGCUUUCUUGCCGGAGCUGCUGGUGGCUGUGGCCUGACUGUGAUCCCCGUUUACAUCACAGAGCUGGCUGAGGAUAGACUUCGCAGCACCUUGGGCACUAUUUCCUUUCUAAGCUUCUGCAGCGGAUUGCUGCUCAUCAAUGUGUUGGGUUAUCUCUUUCAUUAUGUAACUGUGGCAUGCAUAAUGAUUGCCCUGCCUUUGGUAUUUGCCACUUGUUUUGCUUUUAAGCCGGACACACCUCAAUAUCUGGAACAACGCAAUCGCAGAGAAGCGGAAAAAUCUCUUAAAUAUUAUCGUGGAAUCCCUUCGAAAGAAUCACUCAACGAGGAAUUGCAGCUGGAGCUGGCAAGACUCUGCAAGUCCACACAGCAAAUGCAUGUUGACAGUGAUAACAAUUCCUUCAGCUGGAGCGAUUUUACACAUUCCAAGGCACGCAAGGCUUUCUUUAUUGGCCUGGGACUGGUGUUGACGGAGCAGUUGAAUGGAUCCUUAAUUAUGCUCAAGUACAUCACUGUCAUCUUCAAGGAUGCUGGCUCUAGUUUAUCGCCCAUGGCCUCAGCUCUCAUUGUCAUUGCCAUUCAGCUGUUGGGCACAUACUCAGCCACAUUAUUUGUGGAGCGCGCAGGCCGAAAGACUUUGCUACUCAUCUCCAUUUCGGGCAUUUGUCUGGGAGAGAUCUCAACUGCUGGGUUUUACUAUUUGGUCUCAUUCGGAUUUAAUAUGAGCAUGUUAAGCUGGUUUCCCAUCGCCGCCUAUUCAUUGAUGGUCUUUUCCGGCUCCUUUGGUGUUUUAACCGUUGGUUUUGUAGUUAUCGCUGAAAUUACUCCGCCUAAGAUACGCAGUCGGAUCAUUCGGGUGCACAUGUUCAUUGACUUUGCCUUGGACAUGAGCAUUGCCAAGGUAUUUCCCCUGAUGAGUGAUUCGAUGGGCAUUCCUGCAAUUGUAGCAAUGUUUGCCGUGUUCUGCUUUCUUUUUCUGGUUUUUAUGGUUGUCUUUGUGCCGGAAACAAAAGGCAAAUCCAUUGAAGCUAUUCAGGAGAACUUAUAGUCAACUUUUCGGUUUAUAUUAAAAUUCGCAAAAUUAAAAAUUUUUGUUUUAUAAUUGCAAUGCUAAAUGAUAGCCUACUUUUGGACCUCAAAUCUACUGCUCAUAAAAGUCUUGCAGCUGAUAAGAAGUCGCUCUGUUAUGGGCCAAUAAAAUCCCACUCGUGCUACUGUGAAGCAUUUAGUUGGUCCGGAACUUUUGCCCAAAGUUGUUGUCUGCAAACCUAAUAAAACUAUUUUGAGUACUGAAUUCGUUAAAAAAAUGACCUCUACGCGUGAUAAAAGACAUCAGUUUCUGGCUGGACUUUCUGGUUUGUAUUUAAGCCACGAAAUGCAAUGAAUAAAUUCAAAUUUAAUUUAAAAAAAUAAAAAUAGUUUGAAGUUUGUGAAAAAGGAGCCACUAAAGACAUUUGAUAAGAUUUCACAAGUGUUUAAUCUUAAUUUGCGUGUUUGUUUAUUUUGUGAUUAUUAUCGAGAAAGUAAUAAAAUCUGAAUCUGAACGUGAAUGUGAUGCAUCAGAAAUGACUAAAAUAAAUGUCAAAACUAUUCAAAACAGAUAAUGAAAUUUUCAAAGAGAUUCCUCUUCAACGUACGUGCUUGCCGCGUUUACGUAACAUUUAUUC
This is a messenger RNA of Drosophila nasuta, 2041 nucleotides long. RefSeq names its product facilitated trehalose transporter Tret1-like. The transcript has 5 exons. The record is from RefSeq and is a predicted model, not a curated record. Gene Ontology annotation, cellular component: membrane. Gene Ontology annotation, molecular function: transmembrane transporter activity. Gene Ontology annotation, biological process: transmembrane transport. Lineage: Eukaryota; Metazoa; Arthropoda; Insecta; Diptera; Drosophilidae. Bases 37 to 1422 code for a protein of 461 amino acids.